AAAAAAAGGUAAACAAGAGAAUCGAGAAAACCACAAGAGGUAAAGCGAGAUCAAGAUUGGUUAUCAGUGAAGUGUCGUUAGGUCUGGAAGUAGUUUGAUUCAUAAACUGACUCGUCUGAGAGGAGUGGAAAGAAUGGAAAUAUCAAGGAGAACAUCAUUAAUGAACUAAAUGAUGUCAAAAGCACACCAUCAGUCACCAACUCAGCAUCAUCGUCAACAACAACAUUCUCAUUCACGAAACUAGUUACGAUCGAUACCAACUUCAAAACUUAUCAUCAUCCCAAUCCUCAGACUCAAUUCAAGUCUUCAGACUCAUAGACCUUUGAUCGAAAGGAUACCCUCUCGGUCGAGAAAAGCCUACCAUCAAAAUCAAAAUCAUGAAGAGACCAUCAAUCUCAUCAAUCCUGAGCAAUCCAAAUCGACCAUCACAUCAACCGAUUUAUCAUCAAGAUUUAAAUCAAAGUAACAUUAGUGUAGACUCUAAUCAAUCAAACCCAUCAAAUCAAAUCAAUAAUCCUCAUCAACAUCAUAGAUCAUCACAAUCUUAUUCAUCUUGUUCAUAUUCAUAUUCUUCAAAUCAAGAUCAACUUCGAUUCAAUUCAAAUCAAUUAGCUGAUCUCGCACUCUCCAGUAUAUCUCAACCUGAACCUUUUUCACACAAUAAUCCUUUACAAUCAAUCUCAUCACCUAGAUCGAUCUCAAGUUCUGAUGCUUCAUCAACUUCUGAUUUCUCAACCUCUCAUCAAUCCACAUCACUCUUGAGAACACCCUCAUCGCCACAGCAGCCAAAAUCAUUUCAAGAUCAGCAUCAUCAACUCACUCCUUUGAUCUCACGACCAUUCAGAAUCAUUAACAAUUCAAUCUCAACCAACCAUGAUAACCUCAACGCAAACUAUGGGUCUAUUCCAACAACCCAUCAAAAUGAUACGACUCCAACCAAGAACAAACCAUCCAAAUCAAACCAUCUCAUCAAGAACGCAUCCAAUCAGAUUCCAAUCAUCUUAGGUUAUAUACCAGCUGUCAUCUUGGGAUUAAUGAUGAAUAUCUUAGAUGGUGUUAGUUACGGUCUGAUCAUCUUUCCUAAUCAAUCUCAUCAAGCUUUUGAUGGUUUAGGUUCGAUUGGGAUUUCAAUGUUUUUCUUAUCUUGUAUUAUCUCUCAAUUGGUCUAUUCAUUAGGUGCAAGUGCUUUUAAAGGUGGUAAUGGAUCCAUGAUGAUUGAAAGUAUUCCAUUCAUGCAUGUGAUUGCCAAUAAGAUUGCAGAUCAAAUUGGAGAUUCAAAUCCUGAUGCAAUCUUAGCUACUACUUUAAUGGCUUUUGCGUUUUCGACUUUUUUAACUGGUUUAGCUUUCUUCAGUUUAGGAGCACUUAAGCUUGGUAAUUUAAUGGGAUUCUUUCCAAGGCAUAUCUUGGUUGGUUGUAUUGGAUCAGUUGGAGUUUUCUUAUUCUUGACAGGAGUCCAAGUUACUGCUCAAUUUCCAGAUGCCAUUGGAUUAAAUUUUGAUACCUUUGCUCAUCUCUCCAAACCUGAGAUCAUCCCACUUUGGAUUGUACCCUUAUCACUAGCUAUGAUCCUUCGAGUUCUUUCGGCUAUAAUCACCCAUCCCUUCUUCGUUCCGACUUAUUUCAUCAUUAUCCCAAUAGGAUUUUAUAUCAUCACCAGUUUAAUUCUCAAGGUCCCAAUCGAAAACCUUAGAUCAUCAGGUUGGAUCUUCAAUCUACCAGCUCCUAAUAACUCAACUGCUCCAACUGGUCCAUUAAGUUUUUAUAGUUAUUUCAAAUUCAGAGAAAUUAAUUGGUCAGUUUUUCAACAAACUCUGACUAGUCAAUUAGCUAUGGUGAUCUUUGGAUUACUUCAUGUGCCACUUAAUGUACCUGCUCUUUCGAUUUCACUCGGAAUGGAUGAUAUCGAUAUUGAUAGAGAAUUGAUUGCUCAUGGGAUUUCGAAUACAGUCGCAUCUCUAUUCGGUACAGUCUCAAAUUAUCUCUGCUAUGUCAACUCAGUGUUGUUUGUCAAAGUAGGAGGAGAUUCAAGAGUUGCAGGAUUAAUGUUAUCGAUCGGAAUGAUUGGUAUCUUCGCUAUCGGUCCUCAACCGAUUGCUUUCUUACCAGUUUGUGUGGUAGGCGCUUUGAUCUUUUUGUUGGGAUUUGAUCUACUGAAAGAAGCGGUUUGGGAUACUUGGUGGAAAGUGAGUUGGGCUGAGUAUGGAACCAUAUGGGCUAUCAUUAUCGCCGCGACUUGGCAUGAUUUUGUUGUCGGACUGGUGGUAGGAAUCAUCCUGGCUUGUAUCUCAUUUGUCGUAACCGUCUCACAACAUCGUGCGAUCAGGAGUGUUAUGGAUGGAAGAUUGGCUCGAUCGACUGUGAGAAGACAUCCGACUCAACACGAAUUCUUGAAAAGAAUCGGUUCACAAAUACGUGUGAUCAAACUUCAAGGUCAUUUAUUCUUUGGAACGAUCUCUGAAUGUGAAAAGACGAUGAAAGGUUUCUUUGAGUCAGGAAGAGAAAUCCAACAUUUAGUUUUAGAUUUAACAUCAGUGGAUAGUAUUGAUUUUAGUGCAAUUGAAGGAUUAUUGAGAAUCGAAAGAUUAUUGAAACUUAGAGGGAUCAUCUUUGUGAUUGGUGGUGCGAGUGAUAAGAUUGGUAAAGCUUUGAGGAGUGUUGGACUUUGGAAUGGAUUUAGAGAUCAAAUUGAAGUAUUUGAAACUUUAAAUCAAGCUCUUGAGUUUUGUGAGAAUGUACAUCUUAGAAGUUUAUAUCCUACUGAAUUGAUCUUGUCACCUGGAUUUCAACAACAAUCUAAUCAAAAUAAACCGAAACAAGCUUUACUUAGAUCAAGUUUUUCAGGAGAACAUAAUGAAGAACAAGGAUCUCCAAGGAAUACGUUCAGGUUAUUAGCAGCUAAAGACCUUAUGAGCUCAGCUGGGAUGAUCACCCCUCAACAACAUCAUUCGAGUUUACAACCUACUCAAUUAUUGUUUCAAACCUUUAGACCAUUCUUACCUGAAUUAAAUCAAGACUUUUGGAAAAUUAUUGCACCUUAUUUCAAGAGGAUUGAGAUGAGGAAAGGAGAAGUUUUAUGGGAAAUUGGAUCUAACCCAGAUUGUUUUUAUUUGAUUGAAACUGGAAUCUUAAGAGCUACUUAUGGACAAUGGCCCACCUUGAAAACCGAAAUAGAAGAAAGUAUGUUACCAGGUACGAUAGCAGGGGACCAUACUUUUUUAUCAAUCUUACCUCGGAAUACAAAAGUGAUGGUAGAAUCUGAAGUGAUUGUAUUAUGGGAAAUGAGAAAAUCAAAUUGGGAUUUAGAUGUGAUUGGAAGUGAGAGAAGAGAAUUGAUUAGUAGAGGGAUGUUGAGGAUGGCAGCUGUUGAAGAAGAAGUUUUGAUUGGUCAUCUUUUGACUAGGUUUUGAUGAACCAAACCUUUUGUUUGUGACUAUUUUGUUCUUUUGUUUGUUCUUUUGUUCUUUUGUUUUGUUUUUUGGUUGAAAAGUAAGUUGGAUUGUUUAAUUUAAUAUCAAGUGUUUUUUCUCUAAUACAAUUUUGUAUUUCGAACUUCAUUUAGUACUUGUUUUAUCUUUUAAAUCAUUUUUGAUUUUUGCUUUUUCAUUUGAAUUCUUUAUACGCUUUUCAGGUUUUGAAAUUGGAUUUGCAACAUAUUGAAAUAGACUCAAGUGAUGAACAUGAGAUGAUC
This is a messenger RNA of Melampsora larici-populina 98AG31, 3691 nucleotides long. RefSeq lists its product as uncharacterized. The transcript is spliced from 15 exons. Gene Ontology annotation, cellular component: membrane. The record is from RefSeq and is a predicted model, not a curated record. Bases 378 to 3410 code for a protein of 1010 amino acids. Lineage: Eukaryota; Fungi; Basidiomycota; Pucciniomycetes; Pucciniales; Melampsoraceae.